AUGCACUAUGUUGUACCGAUAGUGUUAAAGUUGAGCCAUAUGUUCCUCCGCACUCGUUUAUUGCUGCCGAUGAUUUCAAGACUGCCAAAGGACCUUGCGAAGUACCUGCACUACCUUGUGGCUAACAGAACAGCCUAUUUGGAAUAUUUCAAAUGGAGGCUGGAUUACCGCGUCAUUUUUCUCGACGGUGAACGCCACAACAGCUUAGAGCGACCAUGGGGGCUCUGC
Molecule: messenger RNA, 228 nt
Organism: Ostertagia ostertagi
Lineage: Eukaryota; Metazoa; Nematoda; Chromadorea; Rhabditida; Trichostrongylidae
Source: the annotation of a GenBank genome assembly